This is a messenger RNA of Mesorhabditis belari, 1374 nucleotides long. NCBI's taxonomy places the organism in Eukaryota, Metazoa, Nematoda, Chromadorea, Rhabditida, Rhabditidae. The record is from the annotation of a GenBank genome assembly.
AUGAAAGAAGUAUGCAUUGCUUUACUCAUUUGUAACAUCUAUGCACAAAAUGGAUACGACCCGGCAGAGCCUCCAGAUCUUCCGGAGGAGGCCAAAUUCUACCUAGAAGCGCCGAAAGCCGUUCAAAUUCACGAGAAACAAUGCAAAAACACUUUGAAAUAUUUACAUAUCUUAUAUCGACAUGGUGAUCGAAAUCCGUCAACAUUGCUGCCAAAUGAUCCCGAGAAUGGCGAAAGCACAUGGAAAGAGGGACUUGGCGAGAUUACUGUUAAGGGCCUUCAACAACAAUAUCGUCUCGGGCAAUGGUUAAGGAAAAGAUAUGGAGAAUUUUUGGGCAACGAUUUCUCCCGAAAAGAUAUUUAUGUUCGCAGCUCUGAUUACUCACGCACUAUUAUGUCAGCUCUUGCGAAUUUGGCAGGAAUGUUCCCAGCGAAUAUCACAGAGAAAUGGGAAACGUCUCUCGAUUGGGUACCGAUUCCCGUACACACUGUUGACAAAGAACGAGAUUUUCAACUAAAUGAACAACUUUCUUGCCCAAUGGCUACCGCUGCAAUCGACUCGAUUAACUCGGAUCCAAAUGUGAUUAAGAUUGAAAAAGCUCAUGAAGACUUGUUAAAGCAUUUAGAAGAGAAAUCAGGUGUGAAGAAGCCGCUGCGUUUACGCGAAAUGUGGUGGAUUUUUGAUGCACUUAACUGUGAGUUUCAUCAUCGGGAAACGCAUAAAUGGCCAUCUUGGAUAAACGAAAGUGUUUGGAAACGCGUUCAGCAACUUUACGAUCAAAGCGCGCAGUUUUCUUUUCACAACAAGCAGCUACGACGAUUGCGUGGCGGUGCUUUGGUGGCUGAGAUCUUUGAGAGAUUGCGAUCAAAGAUCAACGGAUCCCUUGAAAUUGAUGGCCCAAAAAAAGCCUAUAUCUAUUCAGCGCACGACACAACAUUAGCCGCUUGCCUCUCGACAUUCGGGAUUGUGCCUCACGUUUUCCCCCUUUACGCCACCGCUGUCCUCAUCGAGUUACACAAAAUUGAUGGAAAAGAUGUUAUUGAGAUUUAUUAUAAAAAUGUGACUGAUUCGGAAGCAUUAUACCAAAUGGAGAUCCCAGGAUGUUCAGGUUUAUGCGAGGUGGAGGCGCUUCAUGCUCAACUUGAAAGCUUAUUUCCGAUCGAUUGGUACUCAGAGUGCGGUCGUCCAAUUGCCACCUCGAACACCUCACUUUGGGUUAUCAUUGCGAUUUUGGCAUUGAUGAAUAUCGUGUGUUUGUCAGUGAUUUGCGUCGACAUUGUCAUUCGAAAGCAGUUAAAGCCCCGUCGUCGUCUACCGCGUCCAUUCGAGCGAAAUUUAAUGGCCGACGAUGAUGAUGAGAUCGAUUUAGAACUU